AUGGCUCCCGUCGCCACCGCCAACGACAACACCCGCCAGGUUCGUUUCGUUGAGAAGCUCAACGCCGAGCAAGCUCCCGUCCACGAGGAGGCCAUUGCUUCCGACUCUCUCGAGGUCAGCGGCUUCGAUGAAGUAGAGCGCUCCACCGACUUUUGGGCCGGCUCCUUGCCCGCUGCCCAGGGUCUCUACGACCCCGACAACGAGAAGGAUGCCUGCGGUGUUGGUUUCAUGUGCCAGAUCAAGGGCAAGCCCGCUCACAAGAUCGUCUCCGAUGCGCGCUUCCUCCUCUGCAACAUGACCCACCGUGGUGCCGUCGGUGCCGACGCCCGUGACGGUGACGGUGCCGGUGUCAUGACCGGCAUUCCAGACACCUUCUUCCGCCGCGAGACCGAGCGCGACCUUGGCGUCAAGCUCCCCGCUCAGGGUCAGUACGCCGUCGGUAACUUGUUCUUCAACCCCAAGGACGACAAGGCCCGUGCCGAGCACGUCGAGACCUUCACCGGCAUCGCAGACAAGCUCGGCCUUCGUGUCCUCGGAUGGCGUGACGUCCCUGUCGACAACUCGAUCCUUGGCCCUGCCUCCAAGAGCAAGGAGCCCAAGAUCAUGCAGCCUUUCGUCGUCCUCAAGGACCACUACGGCUCCGGCACCACUCCUGCCGAGACCUCCAAGGCUUUCGACGAGCAGUACUUUGGACGUCAGCUCUACGUUCUGCGCAAGCACGCCACACACACCAUCGGUCUCCAGAACUGGUUCUACAUCUGCUCGCUCAGCCCCACCAACAUCAUCUACAAGGGUCAGCUCAGCCCCGUCCAGGUGUACAACUACUACUACGACCUCAACAACGUCCACUACGCCUCGCACUUUGCCCUCGUCCACUCGCGUUUCUCCACCAACACCUUCCCUUCCUGGGACCGUGCUCAGCCCAUGCGAUGGGCUGCGCACAACGGUGAGAUCAACACCAUCCGCGGUAACAAGAACUGGAUGCGUGCUCGCGAGGGUCUCCUCAAGUCCGAGACCUUUGGCGACGAGCUCGACCUCCUCUACCCCAUCAUCGAGGGCGGUGGAUCUGACUCGGCUGCUUUCGACAAUGUGCUCGAGCUUCUCGUCAUCAACAAGGUGCUCACCCUUCCUCAGGCAGUCAUGAUGAUGAUUCCCGAGGCUUGGCAGGGCUCGGCCCAGCACAUGGAGCCUGAGAAGGUCGCCUUCUACCAGUGGGCUGCCUGUCUCAUGGAGCCAUGGGACGGUCCUGCGCUCUUCACUUUCGCCGACGGUCGCUACUGUGGUGCCAACCUGGACCGAAACGGUCUCCGACCUUGCCGAUACUACAUCACUGACGAAGACAUCAUGAUCUGCGCCUCCGAAGUCGGCACCGUCACCAUCGAUCCCAAGACCGUUAUUGCCAAGGGCCGUCUUCAGCCCGGUAAGAUGCUCCUUGUCGACACUGUCGAGGGUCGCGUCGUCGAGGACCGUGAGCUCAAGAUGAGCACCGCUCAGCGCGCCGACUUUGCCGCUUGGAUUGAGAACCAGCUGCUCCGCCUGCCCGAGAUUGUCGACACUGUUCGUCGCAACACCAGCAACGCCAUCGCCCCCGUCCUCGACGAGGAGCGUCUCAGCACCGACCCCAAGCUCCUUGCCUUUGGUUACACGGCCGAGCAGAUCAACCUUCUCAUGCUUCCCAUGGUUGCUGACGGAAAGGAGGCGCUCGGUUCCAUGGGUAACGAUGCUCCGCUCGCCUGUAUCUCGACCGCUCCUCGUGUCAUCUACGACUACUUCCGCCAGCUCUUCGCCCAGGUCACCAACCCUCCCAUCGACCCUAUCCGAGAGUCGAUCGUCAUGUCGCUCGAGCAGUACGUCGGUCCCGAGGGCAACAUGCUCGAGAUGAAGCCCGAGCAGUGCCACCGUCUACUGCUGCCUUCGCCCAUCCUCAGCAUCGACCAGCUCAACGCCAUUAAGCAGAUCGACACAGUCCACUCUGACUGGACCGCCAAGACCAUCGACAUCACCUACGACAAGGGCGAGGGCAUCAUCGGCUACGAGCGCACCCUCGACCGCAUCUGCUCCGAGACCUCGCAGGCCAUUCGCGACGGCUACCGUGUCGUUGUCCUUUCCGACCGUGCCAUCGGUGCCGACCGAGUCGCCAUCUCCUCGCUCAUCGCCGUUGGUGGCGUCCACCACCACCUGAUCCGUAACAAGGAGCGUAGCCGCAUCGCCCUCAUGGUCGAGUCCGCUGAGGCCCGUGAGGUUCACCACAUGUGUGUCCUCCUCGGUUACGGUGCCGAUGCCAUCUGCCCCUGGCUCGCUAUGGAGGCCAUCCUCAAGGUCGCCCGUGAGGGUCUCGUCAAGGCCGACCUCAGCGCCAACCAGCUCAUUGAGAACUGGACCCACGCCGUCGACAACGGUAUCCUCAAGGUCAUGUCCAAGAUGGGUAUCUCGACGCUCGCCUCGUACAAGGGCGCUCAGAUCUUCGAGGCCCUCGGUCUUGCCAGCGACGUCAUCGACCGCUGCUUCGUCGGUACCGCUUCGCGUGUCUCGGGUUCCGACUUUACCUUGCUCGCCAUGGACGCGCUCGAGUUCCACGACCGCGGUUACCCCUCGCGCGACACCAUCUCGAUCCCCGGUCUCCCCGAGUCUGGUGAGUACCACUACCGUGACGGUGGUGAGGCUCACAUCAACGACCCCAUGGCCAUCGCCCACCUUCAGGACGCCGCUCGUGAGCGUAAUCAGGCUGCCUGGGAUUCCUAUUCCAAGGCUUCGCACAAUGCCGUCAAAGCCACCUCGCUGCGUGGCAUGCUCGACUUUGACUUUACGAAGUCGCGUCCUGUCCCCAUCGACCAGGUCGAGCCCUGGACCGAGAUUGUCCAGCGAUUCUGCACCGGUGCCAUGUCGUACGGUUCCAUCUCGAUGGAGGCCCACUCGGCUCUCGCCAUUGCCAUGAACCGUCUCGGCGGUAAGUCCAACACCGGCGAAGGCGGUGAGGACGCCGAGCGAUCUAUUCCUCUGCCCAACGGCGACUCGCUCCGAUCCAAGAUCAAGCAGAUCGCCUCGGGUCGUUUCGGUGUCACGAGCAACUAUCUCGCCGACUCGGACGAGCUGCAGAUCAAGAUGGCUCAGGGUGCCAAGCCCGGUGAGGGUGGUGAGCUGCCCGGUCACAAGGUCUCGCCUUCGAUCGCUCGUACGCGUCACUCGACCGCCGGUGUCGGUCUCAUUUCGCCUCCUCCUCACCACGACAUUUACUCGAUCGAGGACCUGAAGCAGCUCAUCUACGACCUCAAGUGCGCCAACCCCCGUGCACGCGUCAGUGUCAAGCUUGUCUCCGAGGUCGGUGUCGGCAUCGUCGCAUCCGGUGUCGCCAAGGCCAAGGCCGACCACAUCCUCGUCUCGGGUCACGACGGUGGUACCGGUGCCUCCCGAUGGACCGGUAUCAAGUACGCCGGUCUUCCUUGGGAGCUCGGUCUCGCCGAGACCCACCAGACGCUCGUCCUCAACGAUCUCCGUGGCCGUGUCACCGUCCAGACCGACGGUCAGAUUAGAACUGGCAGAGAUACUGCGAUCGCAUGUCUCCUCGGCGCCGAAGAGUUCGGCUUCGCCACUACUCCUUUGAUCGCCCUAGGCUGCAUCAUGAUGGUGAUUAUAGAUUUGCUCCCGACAGCAUCAUCUUUCCAGUCAGGAAAGGUGUUGUUCGCCAUCAAAACGAUGAUAUCAAAGUACUGA
Molecule: messenger RNA, 3711 nt
Organism: Pseudozyma hubeiensis SY62
Lineage: Eukaryota; Fungi; Basidiomycota; Ustilaginomycetes; Ustilaginales; Ustilaginaceae
Product: glutamate synthase
Exons: 1
Coding region: 1-3711 (1236 amino acids)
Biological process (GO): ammonia assimilation cycle
Molecular function (GO): glutamate synthase (NADH) activity
Source: RefSeq, a predicted model, not a curated record